Molecule: messenger RNA, 2208 nt
Organism: Oryzias melastigma (Indian medaka)
Lineage: Eukaryota; Metazoa; Chordata; Actinopteri; Beloniformes; Adrianichthyidae
Gene: dmrt3a
Product: doublesex and mab-3 related transcription factor 3a
Exons: 2
Coding region: 97-1512 (471 amino acids)
Biological process (GO): male sex differentiation; regulation of transcription by RNA polymerase II
Cellular component (GO): nucleus
Molecular function (GO): RNA polymerase II cis-regulatory region sequence-specific DNA binding; protein binding; DNA-binding transcription factor activity, RNA polymerase II-specific
Source: RefSeq, a predicted model, not a curated record
UCUGAGCGUCACGUGAUCGUGGGGAACCUUCGUCCCUCUCCUGUGACGCGCGUGACAGCCGUUGGCUCCUCGCGCCCACGGGAGCGUGUCUGCGUGAUGCAUAUCUGCGGCGCGAGCGGCGGGACGGGCGGACACUCCCUCCCCCCGCGCAGACUAACACCCCCGCCGCCCCGCGCCUCUGACUCUGCCUCCGCCAUGAACGGCUACGGCUCUCCGUACCUCUACAUGGGGGCCCCCGUGUCGCAGCCGCGCGCCCCGCUGCAGCGGACCCCCAAGUGCGCGCGCUGCCGGAACCACGGCGUGCUGUCGUGGCUGAAGGGCCACAAGCGGUACUGCCGCUUCAAAGACUGCACGUGCGAGAAGUGCAUCCUGAUCAUCGAGCGGCAGCGCGUCAUGGCGGCGCAGGUGGCGCUGCGGCGCCAGCAGGCCAACGAGAGCCUGGAGAGCCUCAUCCCCGAGGCCCUGCGGGGCCUGCCCGCCAUCGGCCUGAGCGCCGCCGCGGAGGACGGCCCCGCGCCGCCGAGGACCGAGGAGCUCCGGUGGAGCGGCGCGGAGCCGCGCGCGGGAGCGCACGCGCGCGCAGACGCGGCGGAGGACGUCCCGGAGGAGCUGUCCGGGGGGGACACCGGGGGCAGCUCGUGCAGUGAGAAGGAGCAGGACCCGUCCAGCUCCCCCGAGGGCUCCAAACCGAACUCCUGCUACACCCCGGAGCCCCCAGACCCCCCCUCGGUCCCGGAGGACGGCCCCCCCAGGCCCGGAGAGAAGGAGGCCAAGGCCGACAGCCCGCAGAAGGCGCCCCCCAGCCCGGAGCCGAGCGUGCUGAUCGAGGGCCUGGGGGGCUCCAUCAGCCUGCCCUUCAGCCUGCGCGCCAACCGGCCCCCCCUGGAGGUCCUGAAGAAGAUCUUUCCCGCGCACAAGCCGCCGGUGCUGGAGCUCAUCCUGCGCGGCUGCGGGGGGGACGUGGUGGGGGCCAUCGAGGUGCUGCUGUCCAGCCGGGGCGCCGACGGGGGCGCGCACCCGCACGCAGACACGCACGCGGACGCGCUGGUGCUGCCCUCCAACGGACACCUGUUCGAGCACGCGCUGGGCUCGUACCACCCCUCCCCCGCCAAGUGGUCGGUGGGUUCCGCCUUCCGGGUCCCGGACUCGCUCCGCUUCACGUCCGAGUCGGGCUCGGGCGCGCUCCCGCUGCAGCCCUCCUCGUUCCCGCAGCCCGCGCGCUACCCGCUGAUGCUGCGCAGCUCGCUCACGCGCGGCCAGAGCCCGUUCGUGCACAGCGACGUGGCCCUGUGGGGCCCGGUGGCCCUGCAGCAGCAGUACCAGCUGCGCCCCGCCGCGCACUACGGCGCGCCGUUCGGGCCCGCGGCGCCGGUGUUCCGCGGCUCCCCGCUGCUCCCGGCCCGAGCGGCGGAGGAGGCGCGCGUCGGCGGCCCGGAGGAGGGCUGCUCCCUCCCCAAGGCCGGCCUGUUCUCCCCGGAGGAGGAGUACGAGGAGCGCGCCGACUCCGCGUGACUCCGCGGACCGAGCGCGGUUCCGGUUCGGAUCGCCUGCAUGUUCAUGUGCCAAAUAAAGCCGAGUGUUUGUCCGAGCGCGCGCGCCUCUGUCUUCACUGCGCAUCCGCACCAGACCGGAAGGAGCCGGAAAACUGCAGGUUUGAAAUGUGGAGGAAGUUUAUUUAAGUCGGAAUUAAAACACGAUUCUGUCAUGACGUCAUCUGUUUGUGUUAAAAUAACUGAGUGACAAAAACAAAAUCAUUUGAUUUAAAAAGAGCAAAAGAUUAAAACAGAAAAAAUUAUGAUCAUUAUAAUGAAUUUAAUCUUUUUUAUAUUUUAAUUGAAUAAUCUGAUGUUAAAUUGUAUAAAAUUAGGUUAGAAAUCUAAUCUUAAAUCGGAGUUUUUAUCUAAUUUUUGUAAAAAACAUAGUUUUUACAUUUUCAGUUCUGUUCAUUUAUGUUUUAUAUUUAAAUAUCGUUAUUCUUUGUUGAUCUAAGUUUGUUUUUUGUUUGUUUACAUUAGCUGUAAAUAAAUAAACUGAACGGGAAAUGUGGAUUUAGCAGCAUAAAUAUUAAGGUCUUGAAAAGAACAAACAAAAGCAAAAUGACUCUUAGAAUUGUACACAUUUAUAUUUGAUAAAAUAUCCCAGAAACUGAGUGAUGGAUGAAAAACACAAACAAACAAACAAACAAACAAACAAACAAACAAACAAACA